Molecule: messenger RNA, 1256 nt
Organism: Ziziphus jujuba (common jujube)
Lineage: Eukaryota; Viridiplantae; Streptophyta; Magnoliopsida; Rosales; Rhamnaceae
Product: short-chain dehydrogenase PC-15
Exons: 1
Coding region: 267-1118 (283 amino acids)
Cellular component (GO): endoplasmic reticulum
Molecular function (GO): oxidoreductase activity
Source: RefSeq, a predicted model, not a curated record
UAUACGAUUGGAGUUAUACUUCUAAACCAAAAUGCCCCAUCCAAUAAAUGACACCCCUCAUUGAAUAAACAGGACCAUAUAAUUAGCCGGCUUUUCAACAAAGAGAAAAGCAUAUGCACAAGAAGUAUAUUCUUACGUAUAUUUCUUAAACUAUGAACAAGAAAAAACUUUGGCCGAUCCAAAACGAGAUGGUGCUUUAAUUUACCCGACUAUUUACACUCAAAAUAACCUAUAACAUAAUUUGGCAAUCAAAACAAUAAUUUAACAUGAGCGAACGUAAGGUUGUGCUAAUCACUGGCUGUGCCAAAGGAGGCAUUGGAUAUGAGUAUGCCAAAGCAUUUGCCGAGCAAAACUGCCAAGUCAUUGCCUCAGACAUCUCUCACCGCAGACAAGACUUGUCCGAUCUACCUUCGGACAAGGUCCACAUACUGGACCUCGAUGUCACAUCCGAUGAAAGUGUAGCAUCGGCGGUGAACACUGUCAUAUCCAUGUAUGGAAGGCUAGACAUUUUGGUCAACAAUGCUGGGAUAGGAAGUACAGGUCCUCUGGCCGAGCUUCCAUUGGAGACAAUAAAAAAAGCCUGGGAAAUCAACGCUCUGGGGCAGCUGCGAUUGGUACAAGAAGUGGCUCCCCACAUGGCUUCCAAGAGAUGUGGGACUAUAGUGAAUGUUGGAAGCGUUGUGGGGAAAAUUCCAACUCCAUGGGCAGGUUCUUAUUGUGCUACCAAGGCUGCAAUUCAUGCUAUGUCCGAGUCUUUGCGUUUGGAAUUGCGACCCUUUGGGAUUUAUGUGGUGCUGGUUAUGCCUGGGGCUGUGAAAUCCAACUUGGGAAAUGCAAAUUUGGAAAGAUUGGCUAAUCAUGAUUGGAAACUUUAUAAGGAUUUCAAAGAGGCUAUCGUUGAGAGAGCUCGGGCUUCUCAGGGGGAAAAAGCAAUGGAUGCUAAAGUUUUUGCGAGCCACGUGGUUAAGAGAGUUUUGAGUCCUAAGCCGCCUAGGCACAUUGCUUUUGGUCACAUGACUGGUUUGUUUAGGUUGCUUUCUUGGUCUCCUCUUUGGGUUAGGGAUUGGUUCUUUGCUACUCGUUUCGAUCUGAACAAGAAGGUGGUGGUCAAAGAUUAAUUAGCUAUAGCUAGAGUCUUUUGUUGAUUGUGUGAUUACAGUCGUAAUAAAUUGUUUUUGGGCCUUAAAUGUGCUUUUGUUGAUUGACAAUAAUUAAGAUUUCAACAUAUAAUGGUUGUGGAUUGAUUUAACAUGUUG